Molecule: messenger RNA, 2594 nt
Organism: Ceratitis capitata (Mediterranean fruit fly)
Lineage: Eukaryota; Metazoa; Arthropoda; Insecta; Diptera; Tephritidae
Gene: mEFG1
Product: elongation factor G, mitochondrial
Exons: 5
Coding region: 110-2344 (744 amino acids)
Biological process (GO): mitochondrial translational elongation
Cellular component (GO): mitochondrion
Molecular function (GO): GTPase activity; GTP binding; translation elongation factor activity
Source: RefSeq, a predicted model, not a curated record
UGUUAUCAAAGCAGCUAUUGUUGAAAGGUUCUUUUCGCAUUUGGCUUAAACCAGAAGGGGCAACUAAUAAUAGACAACAAAACCUCAAGCCUAAAAAAAGUAGUUAAAUAUGACUAUUUUUACAAGAAUUAUUGCAGCAAAUCUGCCUAAACGCAUUGGUACACUAAAGGCUUUGCAACAAUGCGGUUAUUGUACACAUUUAAAGUACUCUGAACAUAAGCCAAUUGAGAAGAUACGUAAUAUUGGUAUAUCAGCGCACAUAGACAGCGGUAAGACUACGCUCACCGAACGUAUACUCUUUUACACCGGUCGCAUUGCACAAAUGCAUGAGGUAAGAGGCAAGGACAAUGUCGGUGCUACAAUGGACUCUAUGGAAUUGGAACGUCAACGCGGUAUUACUAUACAAUCGGCAGCCACAUAUACGAUUUGGAAGGAUUAUAACAUUAAUAUUAUUGACACACCCGGUCACGUGGAUUUCACUGUAGAGGUAGAACGUGCAUUACGUGUGUUAGAUGGUGCUGUGUUGGUACUUUGCGCCGUGGGUGGUGUACAGAGUCAAACGCUUACAGUGAAUAGGCAAAUGAAGCGCUAUAACGUACCAUGCUUAGCCUUCAUAAACAAACUCGAUCGGACAGGAGCCAAUCCCUAUCGUGUGCUCUCGCAUAUGCGUUCAAAAAUGAAUCAUAACGCGGCAUUUAUACAAUUACCAAUUGGUGUGGAGAGCGACUGCAAGGGUAUUGUCGAUUUGGUAUCUGAGAAGGCCAUAUAUUUCGAGGGUACACAUGGCAUGCAAUUACGUUAUGAUGAAAUACCACAGGAUAUGCGCGUAGAAUCUCAAGAACGUCGUCAAGAACUUAUUGAACAUCUUUCAAAUGUCGAUGAAAAAUUGGGCGAAUUUUUCUUAGAAGAAAAAACACCCUCAGAGGCAGAUAUAAAAGGUGCCAUACGUCGUUCGUGUAUUAAACGCACCUUCACACCUGUUAUGGUUGGCACUGCAUUGAAAAAUAAAGGUGUGCAACCGCUACUCGAUGGUGUACUUGAUUACUUGCCGAACCCUGGUGAAGUGGAAAAUCUAGCUUUCGCUGAGAAAGAAGGUCAAGAAGCUGAAAAGAUUGUGCUCAAUCCUGCACGUGAUGGCAAAGAUCCCUUCAUAAGUCUGGCUUUCAAAUUAGAAGCUGGCCGCUUUGGUCAACUCACCUAUUUGCGUUGCUAUCAAGGAAAAUUGCAAAAGGGUGAUAAUAUUUACAAUGCACGUACCAAUAGAAAAGUGCGUGUAGCCCGUUUGGUGCGUCUACACUCGAAUAACAUGGAAGAUGUGAAUGAAGUUUAUGCUGGUGACAUUUUUGCGCUCUUCGGUGUCGAUUGUGCUUCUGGUGAUACUUUCACUACCGACCCGAAAGGAAAUAUUUCCAUGGAGUCUAUUUUUGUGCCAGAUCCAGUUGUUUCUAUGGCAAUUAAGCCAAACAAUGCAAAGGACAGAGAUAAUUUUGCUAAGGCUGUAGCGCGUUUCACCAAAGAAGAUCCAACCUUCCACUUCUUUUUUGAUCCUGAUGUUAAAGAAACACUCGUUUCCGGAAUGGGUGAAUUACAUUUGGAGAUCUAUGCCCAACGUAUGGAACGUGAAUAUGGUUGCCCCGUAACGUUGGGUAAGCCAAAAGUAGCAUUCCGUGAAACACUUGUGAGCCCUUGCGAAUUCGAUUAUUUACACAAAAAACAAUCUGGCGGCUCAGGUCAGUAUGCGCGUAUUAUUGGUGUUAUGGAACCAUUGCCUGCUGAUCAAAAUACUGUGCUUGAGUUUGUCGAUGACACAAUGGGUACAAAUGUACCGAAACAAUUUGUGCCUGGUGUUGAGAAGGGUUUCCGUGAAAUGGCUGAACGAGGUAUGCUGUCAGGGCACAGGUUGUCGGGUAUACGUUUCCGCCUGCAAGAUGGUGGUCAUCACAUUGUAGAUUCCAGUGAAUUAGCUUUCAUGUUGGCUGCGCACGGUGCUAUUAAGGAGGUAUUCCAAAGUGGUGCUUGGCAAAUCUUGGAACCUAUUAUGAUGGUCGAGGUGACAGCGCCCGAGGAAUUUCAAGGUGCAGUAAUGGGUCAGUUAAGCAAACGUCACGGUAUUAUAACAGGCACAGAUGGUGCGGAAGGUUGGUUCACUGUGUACGCUGAAGUUCCAUUGAACGAUAUGUUCGGCUAUGCUGGAGAAUUACGUUCUAGCACGCAAGGUAAGGGCGAGUUCACUAUGGAAUAUUCGCGUUAUUCGCCUUGUCUGCCAGAAGUCCAGGAACAAUUAGUACGUCAAUAUCAAGAAUCACAAGGUUUAGGUCAGGAAAAGAAGAAAAAGAAGAAUUAACUCUCAUUAACCAUUUAAUUGUAAUAAAUAAAAAAAUAUUAAUUUUAAGGAAUACCUAUAAUUAAAAAAGAAAAUAGUAACGACGGUGUCAAGUACACAGAUUAAGCGAUCAUUGUCUAUUCCGUGUUAUGUUUUAAUUAAUAAUUUAAAAAAUGUAGAAAAAUUAAAUUAAUUUUUUAUACAACUGUGAUACAGAAAAAAAUAAAAGUGACAACCAUUAGCCACAAAUAUGAGGCUAAAUACCACGAAG